Messenger RNA from Leishmania major strain Friedlin, 1497 nucleotides. RefSeq lists its product as hypothetical. The coding region runs from base 1 to 1497 and encodes 498 amino acids. The transcript has a single exon. The record is from RefSeq and is a predicted model, not a curated record. Lineage: Eukaryota; Euglenozoa; Kinetoplastea; Trypanosomatida; Trypanosomatidae.
AUGCGGGUGGGAGCUGCGGCCAUUUCUGCCAUCGCAGCAUCUCCGUUCCCCGUGGACGGUGCGACGAAAGCAGCCAAGUCCAGUCCUGCCUUUCCAAUGCGCGCGCUGGUCGUUGCCGGCACACACGACAGCGAUGCUGUGGAGGGCAAUAACGACGACGAGGCCAUCUUCGAACUUUUCUUUCGCGAGGCGCAGCUCCACUAUCACAUCUCUGCAGAGGAGAACAUGCGUAACCACCUUCUCGCCGGCGAGGAGGUUGCUUUCACAAACCUGAUGAUCGAGGCCUUGCAGGCGCGCGCCGAGCUGCUAGCUGGAGACGAGGCGGCAGAGCUGGUGAUCAGAGACGCACAGAAGCGGGCACAGGAGCGGCAAGCCAUGAUGAAGGAGAUUGAGAAAACCGUGGCCCUUCGGCUGCACGACGAGCGCAUGGCACAGCUGUUGGCUAUGGAGUUUGAGGCGCUGCUCCCGGCCCACGGUGCCGGCUGCGAGCGCAUCCUUCGUGAAGAGGCGGCCGACCUUGGCGAAGUGUUUCGCUGGCACAAAGAGAACCGCCCUCUGGGGGCCGGGUGCUUCAUCGAAGCUCCAGUGGAGGAUUCUCGCCUCACGGACGCCCGUCGCGGUACCGGCGCGGCAAAGUUUCUAGAGAGCAGAUUAGCACUGGCAAAAGGCUCUCGUCGUGCCUCGUGCGCGCGUAGCUCCCGAGUCUACUUGGCCCAGCUGCUACAGAAGGGUACGUCGAGUCGCUGUUCCGCCGCUGCGCUUGGCCCCCUGGCGGUCGCCGCGGGCGAGGCCCCGGCGUCGCUGCUGGAUGGGACGCUGCCGGUGAUGGAUGAGGCUCUCUUUCAGGAGGAGGGGCGGGCGCGCCUACAGGCAGCGAAGGAUCAGCGCUACUUAGCGCUUCGAGGGCUGCGCGCUGUGAGCGAUAUUCGGCAGGCGGCGGCUGCGGCGCGCGAGAAGGUGCUGGCGGAGGAAGCGAUGUGCUGGAUGCAAAUCGCGCGCCUUGAAGUGGACGGUAUCUACGCUGCCCAGGAGGCGACUCGGGAGCGGAAGAAGCGUGAGGCUAGCGCGGAUGCUGCCACAACGCACCGUGCCGCACAGAAGAAAGAAGUCAAGGAGCGACUGCUGCGUCAGCGUGGGCGCCCGGUACCUGAGCCAGACAACAGCGCGGGUGGUGACGCGCGUGUGCAGCCACGUAUUUCGGGAAAGAGCACCGAGGAGGGUGCGCAGCCUCCAAAGGAUCAGGCAGCGAUUACGGAGGCAGGAGCGCUAGAGCAGCCAAGUCCGCGGAGCUCUUCCUCCACCGUACCGGACAACUCUCCGCUGUGCGGUGCGCUGGCGGAGGGUGCAAGCACAACGGCAGAAGCCAACGUCGACGCAGUUGAUGAGCUGGCGUAUUUGCGUUUCGUCACAGGCGAGAUUACCGACCCGGACGCGUGCAAGCAACUGAGCGCGCUGGUAAGCAGUGAAGUCGACGAGGAAGUGGAGAAGGCGGUGUAG